Molecule: messenger RNA, 1303 nt
Organism: Pectinophora gossypiella (pink bollworm)
Lineage: Eukaryota; Metazoa; Arthropoda; Insecta; Lepidoptera; Gelechiidae
Product: procathepsin L-like
Exons: 8
Coding region: 48-1274 (408 amino acids)
Cellular component (GO): lysosome
Molecular function (GO): cysteine-type endopeptidase activity
Source: RefSeq, a predicted model, not a curated record
CCUACUAACAAAACAACGUAAUAAUUCGUUUCAGUACCUAAUUAACAAUGAUUUUAUUCGCAUUUUUCACACAAAUAGCUUUAGUAAAUUCCAUUUUUAAUAUAUCCGAAACUUCACAUAGAAUUUCUAAUAUUUUAGACAAGUACAAAAAUCAUCGUUUACCGAGAUGCACUAAGUUAAAACUAAAUAGUUUUGUGGGUAAAACUGUAAAUGUUUUUGACAAAACUCAAAGGAUUGGUGAAUAUAUAAAGUACGUGAAUGUUAGUGCUUGCGGGGUUGACAGUGAUUAUGGAGCAAGUUAUAUAAAUGAACACAUCUUAAGUGGACUGUUGGUAAAUGAAAAUGUGUCUAAAAGUCAUUGGCUCGAAUAUAAGUCAGUCUUCAAGAAGCAGUAUCUCUCUCUUGAACACGAGAUGGCAGCAUUCUCUACCUGGUGGGAUAAUCUUCGAAGAGUCGCGAGACAUAACCAGCAGUAUCUAUCUGGACUCCAGUCCUACUCCUUACAUCUAAAUCAUCUUGGAGAUUUGGGAACAACUGAUUACUUCAAGAAGAUAUUGAAAUUGAUAGAGACACCAUUUCUCUUCGAUCCGGCGGAAGACCGCCAUAGAACAGCUUACCGCAAAAACUUGCAUCGCAGAGUACCUAGACAAGUGGACUGGCGAGCCAAGGGUUUUACACCACGUCGUGAGGAGCAGUCUCAAUGUGGGGCCUGCUACGCCUUUGCUAUCACUCAUGCUGUUCAGGCACAGCUGUAUAAGAAACAUAAGAAAUGGGGAGAAUUAAGUCCCCAGCAGAUAGUAGACUGCAGCUAUGGAGACGGUAACAUGGGCUGUGAGGGCGGGUCCCUCAGAGCGGCCCUCCGAUACGUCGCCAGGGAGGGACUCAUCAUGGAGAAGGACUACCCUUACUUUGGAAAGAAAGGCCAUUGCAACUACAGCAGGCUGUUCGUAAGGGCGAAGCCCCGGCGCUGGUCGCUGCUGCCUCCAUCAGACGAGCGCGCCAUGCAACGAGCGCUGGCCACAAUUGGCCCCCUCCCUGUCGCCGUGAAUGCCGAACCGUUCACAUUUCAGCUGUAUCGAAGCGGCAUCUACGACGACCCAUUCUGUACCCCGUGGAAGCUGAACCACGCCAUGCUGUUGGUCGGCUACACACGCCAGUACUGGCUGCUACUCAACUGGUGGGGGCCCAAUUGGGGAGAAGAUGGAUAUAUCAGAAUCAGGAGAGGAUUCAACCGAUGUGGUGUUGCCAACAUGGCAGCUUAUGUAGAAUUGUAAGAAGAAAAUAAACAUUUUUAUAAGCAAUA